AUGACUGAGGACCAUCGAAAUAUCAAGAUAAAAGAAGAAAAAGAAGAAAAAGAGGCUGACAAGAUUUUAUCAUGGCCAGACAUGCGACGACGGCUACGAGAACUGGGUGAACCCAUUACGCUCUUUGGUGAGACGAUGAAGGAUCGAAUGACGCGGCUUCGUCGAGUCGAGAUGGAUGUUGCUACGAAACAUGAUGAUGAACUAGGAGCUGGACAUGAUAUUCGUAAUCGGUUUAUUGGUGGAGAUGGAGAAGAUCAGAGAGAAAAAGCAGACGAUGCAGCGGAAGAUGCGGAGGAGUUUGAAACGUCGAGUGAUAAUCGUGAGAGAAAGAUGACGAAGGUGAAGAAGAUGAUGAAGAAUCAGGAGCACAAAGAGAGUCGAGAAGAGAAGGAUGAGGAAGAAGAGAAAGAUACUGAUAAAAUGGUAUAUCGGUUUUUUAAAGGAAUGUUGCAACGAUGGGAGAAUGACUUGGCGAAUCGACCGGACCAUGUCAAACGAACGGCGCAGGGAAAAAUUGCGGUCAAGACCAUGAAACAGUGUAAAGAUUACAUUCGGCCGCUGUUCAAGUUGUGCAAAAAGCGACAGGUGCCAUCAGAUAUUCUACCCAAGUUGGUCGAUAUUGUCAAGUUUUGUCGUCAAGGAGAGUUUGUGAUGGCCAAUGACGCCUACAUCAAGCUUGCAAUCGGGAAUGCAGCGUGGCCGAUUGGAGUUACCAUGGUGGGUAUUCACGAACGUACGGGCCGCGAAAAGAUUAACUCGAACAAACAGGCGCAUGUCAUGAACAAUGAGUCCCAGCGCAAGUACCUUACGUCUGUAAAGCGGUUGAUGUCGUAUGCUCAGUCCGUCUCAACUGUGCUACCGUCAAAGCGCGUGUUGUGA
This is a messenger RNA of Peronospora belbahrii, 879 nucleotides long. The record is from the annotation of a GenBank genome assembly. NCBI's taxonomy places the organism in Eukaryota, Oomycota, Peronosporomycetes, Peronosporales, Peronosporaceae.